UGUGAGAUGGGAAAGCUCACAGCCGCUCCAUCACGGCCCAGCAAGCAAUCUUCAACCGGAAAAUGGAAUAAAAAUCACCACCGCGCCGAGAAAAAUGGAGCGAGAAGCACAUCCGCCGACUCCUACAUGAUCGACGCCUCACUUCGCUCAACAUGUCCGGUGCUGCGCUCGCUUGUGUUGCGUCCUUGUGAGUCCAUUCUGUACAAAGGAGCAUCCAUAAGCACCUGAGAUUGCUGCCGAAUUACCGAGAAGGAGUGAGGGGACCGGUCGGUGCCAACAAGUCCGGAUCUACUCGAACACAACACCGGCAAAUCGAGAGGAGGUUUAUAUUUUAGACGUUUUUCUACCUGGAGUCGUUUUCACAUUCGCUAAAAGUGACCUGUACUGGAAUAAUGCAUGCGGGAAACGACAGCUUUUUUUCGUCCAUUAUGAUCGGGGUCGACAAAAGGAUGUUUUGUUGCGACUGUGCAACCCACGGCAAGUGUGUGUCAUCCAUUAGUGCUCCUGAGCAGGUCCUCUGAAGGCCUCCUGUAAACACACUCUCUGCUUUGUUGUCCAGAUAAGACUCUGUUGGCCUGAGACAAAUAAGACAUAAAUAUGGUGGAGCCGGUGGGAUUCAUUGAGGCGUGGAAGGCUCAGUUCCCAGAGUCGGAGCCCCCCAGAAUGGAGCUGAGGUCCGUGGGGGGUAUCGAACAGGAGCUGGAGCGAUGCAAGGCAUCCAUCAGGCGGCUAGAGCAGGAGGUGAACAAGGAGCGCUUCCGCAUGAUCUACCUGCAGACCCUCCUGGCCAAGGAGAGGAAGAGCUACGACAAGCAGCGCUGGGGCUUCCGGAAGACGCCGCUCAAUGAAGGGGUGGACCCCGCCGCCUCUCAGGGGGCAGAGUCCCAGCAGCCGCACAUGCAGGAGACCGGAGGGGUGGGUUGUGGCAUCGGGGGCGGGUACCCGACCGUUGGAGACAGAAGUCGCUACCAGCCCCACGGUGAUGGAACAGGCAGAUCCAAACCUAGACCCCCGCCGGCGAGGAAGUCGGCCUCCCACGGCGAUGGGCUGGAGUCGGCUUUCGAGGUGCCUCCGCAGGCCGAGUCUACCUCCUGCGACAACCUGGACGGCCUCUCGCCCUCCAAGCAAAGAGGGGGCAUCUCCGUGUCGCCAAGAAGGCCGACUCUCCCGCCCCCGGACAAGGAGCUGCCUUGCGACCCCAACGACAAGCUGGGCAUGGGGCUCGGUGUGGCCGCCCUGAGGUCCAACUUUGAACGAAUCAAGCGUGCCAACUCUCAUUCUGUGGGCGAUAAAGGUCAAGAAAAGCAGAAGCCACCGCCUCCUUUCUACACCAACAUGGAGUUCCACCACGACCGGGGCCUGGUCCGGGUCAACGACCGCGAGGUCUCUGACAAGAUCAGCUCCUUGGGGACUCAGGCCAUGCAGAUGGAGAGGAAGAGAUCCCUGCACUCCCUCCCGGGGAAUCUCGCCACCGUGGCGGGGGAGCUCCGUGCCAGGCCUGUGUAUCGGGGGCGGUCCACCGAGAGCACCUGUGGGUAUGACGCGGAGUAUGAAGAUGGAGACCCCAAUCAGAGAACUAGAUCCAAUGGUGGUAAACCUCCGCCACCGCCUUGGCAACCCUCUGACUUCCAGGCCUACUCCAGCGUCUACGUCGGCGGGGUCAUGAUGGGCGAGGGCGGCGUCGGCGGGGAUGGGCGAGUCCAAAUGAGAGACCACAGCGGAGGCGCAGCUGACGACCACCUCCUCACGUGGCCCCGUCGCUCAUACUCCCCGGGUAGCUUCGAGGAUGUCGGCGGGGGCGGCGGCUACACGCCGGACUGCAGCUCCAACGAGAACCUGACGUCCAGCGAGGAGGACUUCUCGUCGGGGCAGUCCAGCCACGUGUCGCCCAGCCCCACCACCGCCUUCCGCAGACCCUUCCGCGAGAAGAGCCGCUCGCCGUCGCAGAACUCCCAGAACUCGCAGCACUCAUUUGACAGCAGCAGCCCGCCGACGCCGCAGUCGCAGAAGCGCCACCACCGACAGCAGGGCGGCCACGUGGUCAUGUCCGAGGCCACCAUCGUCAGUGUGCGCAAGACGGGGCAAAUAUGGCCGCCGGCUGUGCACCACGACCUCAUGCCCCAUCACGGCAGAGCGUCGCAUGACAACAGUUACCAUGGAGACCACCUGGAUGGCCAUUACACCGGGACGCCGCCCUCUUACGGCUACGACGCCGACCGCGCAGAGGAGCAGCGGCGGCACCACGACAUCCUCCCGUACAUCGACGACUCGCCUUCGUCGUCGCCUCACCUGAGCUCCAAGAGCCGCAGCAGUCGGGACACGCUCUCAUCGGGAUCGCUGGAGUCCUCUAAGUCGACGGAGUGUGACCUGGAGAAAGGUCUGGAAAUGAGGAAGUGGGUCCUGUCUGGAAUUUUGGCCAGCGAAGAAACAUACCUCAGUCACCUGGAGGCGCUGCUGCUGCCCAUGAAACCUCUGAAGGCGGCGGCCACCACGUCGCAGCCCGUGCUCUCCGUGGCCCAGAUCGAAACCAUCUUCUUCAAAGUGCCUGAGCUCUACGAGAUCCACAAGGAGUUCUACGACGGGCUCCUGCCCCGCGUCCAGCAGUGGAGUCACCACCAGAGGGUCGGGGAUCUUUUCCAAAAACUGGCCAGCCAGUUGGGCGUUUACCGGGCAUUUGUGGAUAACUACGAGCUGGCGGUGGAGACGGCCGAGAAGUGCUGCCAGGCCAACACACAGUUUGCCGAAAUAUCGGAGAACCUGAAGGUGAGGAGCCCCAAAGACUGCAAGGAGCCCACAGCCAAGAACUCCCUGGAGGCUUUGCUUUACAAACCAGUGGACAGAGUGACGCGCAGCACGCUGGUGCUUCACGACCUCCUCAAGCACACGCCCGCUAGCCACCCGGACCACCCGCUGCUUCAGGACGCGCUACGCAUCUCACAGAACUUCCUGUCCAGCAUCAAUGAGGAGUCCACGCCACGAAGGCAGCUGAUGACGGUCAAGAAGGGCGAGAACCGCCAGCUGCUGAGGGACAGUUUCAUGGUGGAGCUGGUGGAGGGAGCCAGGAAGCUGCGACACGUCUUCCUCUUCACCGACCUGCUGCUCUGCGCCAAACUCAAGAAACAAAUCGCCGGUAAAAACCAACAGUACGACAGUAAGUGGUACAUCCCGUUGAGCGAACUCGCCUUCCAGGGACCCGAGGAGGCCGAGCCCCUCACCGUCCCGCAAGUCCCCGACGAGGAGUUGGACGCCAUGAAGGUGAAGAUCUCCCACCUCCGCAGUGAGCUCCAGCGAGAGAAGAGCGCUAACAAGGGCUCGAAGGUCAUCGACCGUCUCAGGAAGAAGCUGUCCGAGCAGGAGUCUCUGCUGCUCUUGACGUCUCCCAGCAUGCACCUUCGAGUUUACAACAAGAACGGCAAGAGCUACAGCUUCCUGAUUUCAUCCGACUAUGAACGAGCAGAAUGGAAAGAGCUCAUCAAGGAGCAGCAGAAGAAAUGUUUUAAAGCCUCUUCGUUAACGUCCAUGGAACUUCAAAUGCUGACCAACUCGUGUGUCAAGCUGCAGACGGUCCAUCACAUCCCGCUAAGUAUCAACAAGGAAGAGGAUGAAGCGCCGGGUCUCUACGGCUUCCUGAAUGUAAUCGUCCACUCCGCCUCCGGCCUCAAACAGAGCUUGAAUCUGUAUUGCACAUUGGAGGUGGACUCUUUCGGCUUCUUUUCCAAUAAAGCCAAGACGAGAGUGUAUCGAUACACCACUGAACCCAAAUGGAACGAGGAGUUCGAGAUCGAGCUGGAGGGCUCGCAGACCCUGCGGCUGCUCUGCUACGAGAAGUGCUACAACAAGACCAAGCAGAACAAAGAGGACGGCGAGAGCACGGACCGCAUCAUGGGGAAAGGACAGAUCCCGCUGGACCCGCAAACUCUGCAAGGCAAAGAUUGGCAAAGGACGGUCAUUCCCAUGAACGGGAUCGAGGUCAAACUAUCCAUGAAGUUCACCAGCCGGGAGUUCAGCCUGAAGAGAAUGCCCUCCAGGAAACCCAUGGGCGUCUUCGGAGUCAAGAUCUCCACCGUGACCAAACGCGAGCGUUCCAAGGUGCCCUACAUCGUCCGCCAGUGCCUGGAGGAGAUUGAGCGGCGGGGGAUGGAGGAAGUGGGCAUCUACCGGGUGUCCGGGGUGGCCACCGACAUCCAGGCCCUGAAGACAGCCUUCGACACCAACAACAAAGACGUGUCUGUGAUGAUGAGCGAAAUGGACGUCAACGCCAUCGCCGGUACCUUGAAGCUGUACUUCCGCGAGCUGCCGGAGCCGCUCUUCACCGACGAGCUCUACCCCAAUUUUGCAGGCGGCAUCACGCUGUCGGACAGCGUGGCCAAGGAGAGCUGCAUGUUGAACCUGCUGCUGUCGCUACCGGAGCCCAACUUGGUCACCUUCCUUUUCCUUUUGGACCACCUGAAAAGGGUGGCAGAGAAGGAGUGCGUCAACAAGAUGUCCCUCCACAAUCUGGCCACCGUGUUCGGUCCCACCCUCUUGAGGCCCGCCGAGAAGGACAGCAAGAUCCCCGCUAACCCCACCCAGCCUAUCAGCAUGGGGGACAGCUGGUCCCUGGAAGUCAUGGCACAGGUCCAGGUUCUGCUGUACUUCCUGCAGCUGGAGACCAUCCCCACCCCCGACAGCAAACGACAGAGCAUCCUCUUCUCCACCGAGGUCUAAAGACUACUUUGCUUACCUCAAACCUGGACCGUGAAGGACUCAAAGUGAGCCUGGCAGGAGAGGAAAGGGUUUUUUCCUCCCCUGACCACUAGAGGGUAGCGGUGAACCUCUAGCCGCGUCUGUCAGUUAUCCGUACGUUCUUCUUCCGUCUGCAUUCCUUCAAGGGAUCUCAUCCUCCGCACCAGACGUGUCCAUCUCCUACAUUUCCAGACAUCAUCUCAGCAAGGACGCGGAAUAUCCAACGUUCCUGCUUCUUAUGUCUGUUUACAAGGUAAACAAACCACAGCCGCUUGAAGGAAUUAUUGAAGGAAGGUGUUUACAGUAGAUCCCUGCUAUUCCUGCUGACACAGCGAUGCUAGCAAACAAUGGCCAUGAAAACUCCACUCUACUCACGGUUGCUACAGAUCCUUUUCAUUGGACCUUUGCGGGCAUCCAGGGGUGUCCAAACUUUUUAUACCGAGGGCCGCUUACGGAAAAAAUCAGAAGAUUUUUAUUUUAUUUUAUUUUAUUUUAUUUUAUUUUAUUUUAUUUUAUUUUAUUUUAUUUUAUUUUAUUUUAUUUUAUUUUAUUUUAUUUUAUUUUAUUUUAUUUUAUUUUAUUUUAUUUUAUUUUAUUUUAUUUCUGCCAACCUAAGCAGUUACUGUAUAUACAGUAUAUUCAGCUAAGAAGUCAUAUAUGCUUAAAGCUUACAUGUGGAAUUUUUUUUUAAUUUAUUUACAAAUACUUCAACUUUCAACUUGGAAUAUUUGGACUUUAUUCUCGUGGUAUUAAAAUCACCCCCCCCCCCCCCCAACCCUAAUUUUGUUAAAUCUUUACAUUUAUUCUUUUUUUUUUAUAAUAUUGCAAAUUUUAAGAUGGAAUAUUUCAACUUGUAACAUAUUUUUAACUCAUAAUAUCAACAUUUUUUUGCUGUUUUUUUAUUUACUUUUUAAAUUUUAUUUAUAUUUUUUUUAUAUAUGUUGAUGGCCAAAUGUUUUUGCGUUUGUUUUUUUUUUUUGCAAUUUUUUCUGUAUCCCAGGCCUUGAGCACCAACGUAUGGAUUCCUUCUUGCAACUGCUACGUUUAAAUUUUUUAAUCAAAUAUAUUCUGCCAAUUUUCUUGAAUUUUUGAGGGCUUUAACAUGCAGGGAAAUCUCAUCAGUUUUGUUUGUUGAACGAGAACCCCCCCAAAACUCACUCAGUAGCACCCCCCUUUCAACCUCGACCAACAGUUUCACAGAACGUUCCGAAAUUUGGUGGCGACAUCAAUCAUAUCAGAACAUGAAAAAAAGUCUGAAGACGCCUUCCAAAUCAAACAGGAAGUCAGAUAUUUUCGUUUCUGGCGGCAAUUUUGGGGCAAAAUUAGGGGUUGUGUUUGAGUGAACUAGUCCUCCACACUUUGGUAGUAGGACCCCUAAACUACCUGGGGGUGCUUGCAGCUUUAAUUUUAUAUUUUCUUUUUUUUUUUUUUAAUGAAGGCUAAUAAAAACAAUUCAAACACACAGACCAGAUAUAGGCCCCGGGCCAGACUUUGGACACCCCUGGUAUACGGCAAUGUAUAGAGAUGCUCGAUAUUAGCUUUCUUAUCGAUAUUACACAACAUCACCUCUUGUUAAGCAUCUUCAUGCUGGAAAAGGUUGGCUUGUAAGACAGCGCCCUCUGCUGGAUUUGUAGUUGCAGCACUAUUUUCCAUCAAGCCACUUUCUGGUUAAUUUACCGUUUUUAAUUAGGAAUAACGGCGAAUAAGCGGGGAUCUACUGUACCGGUAUUCCCAGAGUACUACACUUCACAGCCUGCCAUUUUUCCCCGCUGUUUUACGUGAACGAUCCACAGGAAGUGAUGUAUUUUCUACCUUGUUCCAUCGAGUGGGGUGGUUGGUUCCUCGUUGUACAUACUCUUAAAGUCUGUCUUUAAGAUCUUUAUAAUCUAAGAUGUUGAGUGUAAUUUAUUCCUGUUUUUUCUAUGUGCGUACUUUAGGGGUUUUUGGACGAGGCGGGUGGUUUUAGUUAGCCUUGAACGUGUCUCGCCGUCAACAGAAGCAGGAUGUUAGCCUUCUUAUUCAUUCCUCUGCAGCCUUUUUAUUGCUUCUUUCGCCGCCACGGCGACGUACUUGAAUGCUGCUCUUUAUUUAUUUUCUCUGCUCCGUCUCGCAUCCAGACGUCAUCUCUCUCAUUAGCGGGUGGCAGGAGGGUUUUGCAUCCUUGCUAGCUCAGACGCCAUCAUGUUUGAGCAUUCAAACAGCCAUCAACAGCAACGUAAAACACGCUGAUGAAUAACUCACCACCAUUACGGCGUUAUCGUGAAUGCUCCAAUUGUUGCCAGACGUCCAUUAUGCUUUUUUGUUCUCGUAAAUUACGACUUUUUAUAUAAAAUGAAUUUUUUUUUAGGUAUGACUUUCAUUCAUUCAUUUUCUACCGCUUAUCCUCACGAGGGUCGCGGGCGUGCUGGAGCCUAUCCCAGCUGUCUUUCAGACAACCCUGAACUGGUGGCCAGCCAAUCACAGGGCACAUAUAGACAAACAACCAUUCACACUCACAUUCAUACCUAUGGACAAUUUAGAGUGGCCAAUUAACCUAGCAUGUUUUUGGAAUGUGGGAGGAAACCGGAGUACCCGGAGAAAACCCACGCAUGCACAGGGAGAACAUGCAAACUCCACACAGAGAUGGCCGAGGGUGGAUUCGAACUCGCCUGCGAGCUAACCACUCGGCUGCCGUGCAGCUGUUUUUUUUCCUUAUUUCCCCUAAAAUUUACAGUUGUUCUUGUGAAAUUACAAUUUUUUUUUGUAAAAUUAUAACCUAUUUCCGAUUAAAUUUUCAUCAUAAAUUGUCAUAAAAUUAAAACAAAUAUUUUUAGGCAUGUCCAAUAUUGGCUUUUUUGCCGAAAAACAAUAUCGUCCAACUCUCAAUUUCCAAUACCGAUAUGUGUAACAUGACAUACAACACAUAUGUGUCGUAUACAUUUUUUAAAUAUCAGUUUUCAUAAUCGGGAAAAAUUCUGACACCCAUAUAAAAUAUUUAUACUGAUAAUUAUCAGUAGCUAUAAUUAUUAGUCAUCCCUACUUAUUUCCCAUAAAAUGCAUUGACGUUUUUCCUUGUAAAAGCCAGAAUGGAGCUGUUAAUUGGAGCAUCUGCGGUACAUAAUUAUCGGCGCAUGUGCACACUUUGUAGAGUAGAACAUUAAAAUCAUAAAACACCAAAAAUGUUGAGCGUGUAACUUUGGCGACAAAGUUUAACACACAACAUUGGUGACUAACAUUAGCACAACUUCGGUGGCUAUAUGGCAGCACACAAAUUUGGUGACUAAUGUUAGCAUGCGACUUUAGUGACUAACGUUAGCACAAAAGUUUGGUGAAGAACGGUAGCACACAACUUAAGUGACUAACAUUAGCACACGAAUUUGGUGACUAACGUUACCACACAACUUUAGUGACUAAUGUUAAGCACACAACUUUGGUGACUAACGUUAGUACACAACUUUGGUGAUUAACGUUAGUACACAACUUUGGUGAUUAACAUUAGCACACAAAUUUGGUCACUAACAUUAACACACAACUUUAGUAACUAACGUUAGCACACAACUUUGGUGAUUAACAUUAGCACACAAAUUUGAUGACUAACAUUAGCACACAACCUUAUUGACUAACGUUAGCACACAAAUUUGGUAACUAACAUUGGCACACAAAUUUGAUGACUAACGUUAGCACACAACUUUAGUGACUAACAUUAGCACACAAAUUUGGUAACUAACAUUAGCACACAACUUUGGUGACUAACGUUAGCACACAACUUUGGUGACUAACGUUAGCACACAAAUUUGAUGACUAACAUUAGCACGCAACUUUGGUGACCAACGUUAGCACACAACUUUAGUGACUAACGUUAGCACACAACUUUGGUGACUAACGUUAGCACACAAAUUUGAUGACUAACAUUAGCACGCAACUUUGGUGACCAACGUUAGCACACAACUUUAGUGACUAACGUUAGCACACAACUUUGGUGACUAACAUGAGCACACAAAUUUGGUGACUAACAUUAGCACGCAACUUUGGUGACCAACGUUAGCGCACAACUUUAGUGACUAACGUUAGCACACAACUUUGGUGACUAACAUUAGCACACAAAUUUGGUAACUAAAGUUAGCACACAAAUUUGGUAACUAACGUUAGCACACAACUUUAGUGACUAACAUUAGCACACAAAUUUGGGAACUAACAUUAGCACACAACUUUGGUGACUAACAUUAGCACACAAAUUUGAUGACUAACAUUAGCACACAACUUUAGUGACUAACGUUAGCACACAACUUUGGUGAUUAACAUUUGCAGACAAAUUUGGUGACUAACGUUAGCACACAACUUUAGUGACUAACAUUAGCACACAAAUUUGGUGACUGAUGUUAGCAUACAAAUUUGGUGACUGAUGUUAGCACACAACUCUGGUGACUAACGUUAGCACACAAAUUUGGUGACUAAUGUUAGCAUUCAACUUUGGCGACUGAUGUUAGCACACAACUUUGGUGAUUAACAUUAGCACACAAAUUUGGUGACUAACGUUAGCACACAACUUUAGUGGCUAACGUUACCACGCAAAUUGAGUGGCUAAUGUUAGCAGCUUGAGCGACUAAAGUCAACACGGCAACAUUGAUGACUAAUGUUAGCACAUAGCUUGAGCGACUAACAUCAGCACACAACUUUGAUGACGAACGUUAGCACAUGGCUUUAGAGACUAACGUGAGCACACAACCUUAAUGGCUAACGUUAGCGCCCAGCAUAGGCAAGAGGCCGAUCCAAGGGAGAUGCUGUCCUUGUUAGGAUCCUUUAUCCCAUCCAAACAUGAAAAUGAAUGAAUGAUAAGCCCAUAGUGAUGUUUUGGUGAUUAACAUGCAGGCAUGUUGUUUUCCAUUGGUAUUUUUGUAGUAGUAUUUAUUCCAGCCCCUUCAUCAUUACUACUCAUGGAGUAUCCUGUAGUACAGCAUAUGCAGUACAUAUCUCCAUUUCUCUGCUUUAAUGAUUGGGAAAAAAGCAUAUCAAAGGUUUUUUUUUAAAAUGCAUGCUCGUAGACGGCCACCAUGUAUCCCAUCGGACAUCUUGUAGGUUUUUUUUGGAAUGAAAGCACAACCAGGUCGUUUGAUCCACGCGUUUCCUAGAAAAAGUGUGAAAUUGGACGCGAGCGCUGCCAUCUUUGGUGCGUGUUUCUAUCCAUGCGUCCGUAAAUGUCGGGUAGAUCCAUCAGGUGGCGACACGUCCUUUUCCGCCUUGCUGUGUGUAGCAUGCGUUUCUACGUCUACGUCCCGAUUGCCUACACUUCUCGUAAUGACCCUGUCGUGCCUCAAAACACACACACACACACACACACACACACGCUUUUCUUUGGCUUGACAGUGCAAACUUUCCUUGUUGCCUUUUUUUGCUGAGCACAUUUUCUUCUAGACUAAGACAGGACCUUUCAAAGUCUCAAUAAACAGUCUUAGCUGGUCCGCUUUGCCCCCCCACCCCCCCCCCCCCCCCCUCCUUUCUAACGCUGAAAUUCUUGCCCGUGUCCUUAUCUCGACUCCCUUAAAUGCCUUUUGACGCCGAUUUAUUUAUGCUCUGUCUCGGAGUAGAAGGUCUGCUGGAUCUAUUUAUUUAUGGGAAUAUCCUGGAGGAAGACGUUCAUGUUUCUUGUUGCGUUUGUCGUCGUCGGUGGUGUUGAAAUAAAACAAGACUGGACACUGUGAUUGUUGGGGGCGAGGCAUCAAGGGUACACCGCAACUGGUUUGAUGUGUUGUUUUAUCGCCGGCACAACGGAGGAAGGCGUUUUCAGGGCCGCACUCAAAAGACAAAAACAGAUUCCUGAUGUCGGUGAUAUAUCCGUAAAAGCGGCAAGGCCAUGAAAAGAAACCGGUCCUGUCGUCAGGAUGAAUCAGUUUUAAAGUUUUUUAAAAGUCUGAACCGCUAGCGUCCCAUUCCCCGUUACACCAAAGCCCCCGCAGCAGUCCUUGUAAUAUUUCCAAUUAAGAAAAUAAAAAAAUAAGUCUUUGUAUUUUAAAGAACCAUAAAAUUGCAAGGAAAAUUACAAUUUUUUUCCUCUAAAAUUACAAUUUUUUUCCUCUAAAAUUACAUUUUUGUGUGUAAAUUUACAACUUGUUGUCCUCAUAAAUAGCCUUUUUUUUUGCUUAUAAAAUUAUGACUUUGUCAUUAUAAAUUGAAAAGCUUUGUCUCAUAAAAUUAUGCCUUUUUUCAUAAAAUUACAUCAUUUUUUUCAUGUAAAAUACAGUUUAAAAAUCACUACUUUUUUUCUAAAAUGUUCUAAAUUCUCCUAUUAUUGUGAAUUUUGUUUGUUCUUUCGGCUUUUUCGCCACAGUGGAUCUUUUCAUCCCCAUACUGAUUUUUGGUUUGAGCCCUUUUAUAUUCCGGAUGCACUUCCUGACGAAUACCGAUGGUCCUCACUCGUGGAGAUUUUCUCACAAAAAAUCGGAAUUUUUCCUCAUAAAUUUUUCUUCCACUUUUACGUCUUCAAAUUAUGACUUUGUCUGUAAAAUAAUUUUCCAAAUCUUAUAUUAUGACUUAAAUGAGGAAUUUUUUGUCCUGAUAGAAUUAUGACCUUUUAUAUUUUCUUUUAAAAUUGGGUGUCAUAAAAUGAUGACUUUUGUCUCAUACAUUAAGACUGCUUUUGCUCAAAAAAAACAAUAUAUAUAUGUCUUUUUUUUAAUUAUGACAAUUUUCAUUAAAAAUGACAACUUCUUUCCCUAAAAAUAUUUUUUUUUUCAAAAUUAAGAUUUUACUUUAAAAUGACAACUUCUUUGUCAUUAUUAAUGUUUUCACAUAUACAGUAUUUUUGUGAUAAAAUUACAACUUUUACUUUUGAAAUUGCAAUAUUAUUUGUUAUAAAAUUGGCUUUUUUUGUAAAAUAGUGUCUCUAAAAAUAGCCCCAUUUUCCCCGAAAACAGAUCAUUUGUGAUCCGUUACCAGAAAAAGUUGUCAUUUAUGAGAGAAAAAAAUCAUUUUUGGAAAUUUUUUCUCAUCAAUAACAACUUUUGCUGUUAAAUUAUUAAUCUCAUAAUAUUAAGAAUUAAAUUCAGAAUUUUUCUGUUUUCUUUCAAAAUGGCAACUUUUAAAGUAAUUUAAAAAAAUCUCAUAUUAUGAUUUACAUAAGGACUAUUUUCAUCAUAUUUUAUGAUUAUUAUAAAAAAAAACAAUUCUAACAAUAUGCAUGUAAAAAAGUGGCAUUUUUUUCUCCCACAAUUGCCACUUUUGACUUAAAAAUUGAGCCUUUUUCUGCUGAGAUUACAACUUUUCUCCCAUAAAAUUAGGACUUUUGCAAAUAUUUUAUAGGAUUAUGACCAUUUUCUCAUCCUUUUUCAUCAUUUCAUGAUAUCCAAAUAUCUGCGGCAACUUUCCCUCAUAACUCAUAUAAUAAAAAUACUACCUAAAUAGUAUUUUCAUUUUUGUAGUCUUUGACCCCCACUAAAUUACACUACUUUAUGCUAAUAAUUUGACUUUUCAACAUAAAUUAUUUUUUUUUUCUUGCAAAAUGAUGACUUUUUGGGUUAUUUCUUCCUGUAGUAUUUUAUUUCUUUUGAGUGCGGCCCUAGAGAACGAGAGAGAGAGAGAGAGAGAGAGAGAGAGAGAGAGAGAGAGAGAGAAAUGAUGGUGGUUAUUGUGCAUGUAUACUUUUGUCAUACAUAAAACACCAGAGUUUGGUGCAUAAUUAAAAGUCAACGUUCAGGAGAUGAUGAUGAAGGACUUGAAAUGCUCCGUGACACGUCAAUCUUGUUGUAGAUUAUGGAUUAUGGAUUAUAGACGACUUCAAAUGCUCCAUGACGCUGUGGUCGGCGAAUUCAAGCCGAUGAUGCCGACUGCAAACUCUCUCUUUUUUCUACCCCCACGUCCCCCCACGGUUGGACUCUCGUUCUGCCCGUACACGGCGUCAACUCUGAGGACGAACACGUUUGGAAGCAUUUGCAGCUGAUGUUUGUACACAAACGAUGAAUAAAAAAAACUCCUGUAUAUACAGUA
Messenger RNA from Doryrhamphus excisus (bluestripe pipefish), 12684 nucleotides. RefSeq names its product breakpoint cluster region protein-like. Gene Ontology annotation, molecular function: guanyl-nucleotide exchange factor activity; GTPase activator activity; protein serine/threonine kinase activity. Gene Ontology annotation, biological process: positive regulation of GTPase activity; protein phosphorylation; intracellular signal transduction. Gene Ontology annotation, cellular component: membrane. NCBI's taxonomy places the organism in Eukaryota, Metazoa, Chordata, Actinopteri, Syngnathiformes, Syngnathidae. The record is from RefSeq and is a predicted model, not a curated record.